UGCCAAGGGAGUCUCAAAUUGAAUUACAUCAUUAUUCGUAUAGGUGCAGUUGGUGUUCAUGGAGUGGCGCAUGAAGGAAGGAACUAUUAGGUAACUCCUGCAACUGAAUUGACCAUUUCUACCAUUCGAAAGCACCUGUUUCUUCCAUCAGCAUUCUAACUGCUUUCCCAUCUCCUGCUCCUGCAAUUGAAGCCAUGCAACUUCUCUGUAAUGUAAGCAACUUGCGGUCACCGGGUCAAAGGUUUCGUCACGGUCCCGACGACAGGGUUUCCCGUUCCAGGAACCUUUUACUUCGCAAACAAACUAUUCCUGUGUUUUUACUCGCUGGAUAGGCUGCAUUGGGAUCAUUAUAAUAUUAUGUGGUCCUGGAAACACGUGAAUUUUCAAUUCAUUAUUUGUCUAGAAUCAUGUUAUUACUAUGUAUAUCACCUGUAUCAUUGUACUUUACUAGUAGUGCUCGCGCUCGGGUCACAGACAGGGAUCAUUUAUCGGAAUGUGUGAGUGGAGAUUUUCCUAUUUCCUAUGCUGUAAUGUACGAGUUGGUCUAUAAAUACGAGACUCUCCUCUAGCAAACAACACCUCCCACGAGAGGACUACAUGCUAUAGACCACCAACUAGAGCCAAAGUAUAGUUGAAACCUAAGGCUAUACGAAUCAUGAACAUCAGUCACCUUCUUGUUCUCUUCGCUCUAGUAGCGGUUCUCAACCUUGAGUUGAAUGUUCAAGUUGCUUUUGGAGGGAAACCGUCCUUGUCCAAAGAUUGUGCAGAUGACGGGGCCGGGAGUAGUACAAUAAGACCCGGGGCGUACGCAUCCAGCUGCCCCGAGGCAGAAGCCAUCAUCUUCGCGAGGGUGGAGGAGGCGGUCUUCGAGGACCCUCGAAUGGCCGCAUCUCUGCUACGACUCCACUUCCACGAUUGCUUCGUUAAUGGAUGUGAUGCUUCGAUUCUGUUAGACGACACGGACAACUUUGUAGGAGAAAAGACAGCAGGCCCAAACUUGAACUCUAUUAGGGGCUUCGAGGUGAUCGACUUUAUCAAAGCUGACCUCGAGUUCGUUUGCCCGAAAACCGUCUCCUGCGCUGAUAUUCUUGCCAUUGCCGCCAGAGAUUCUGUUCUCCUGUCAGGCGGACCGGGUUGGGAAGUCGAGACUGGAAGAAGGGACAGUCUCGGUGCGAGCAAGGAGGACGCAAACAACAACAUCCCAGGGCCCAACUCGAAUGUACAAACUCUAACUGCCAAAUUCCAGAAGGUUGGGCUUGCCCUCGACGACAUGGUCGCUCUCUCCGGGGCCCACACCAUUGGAAAGGCUCGGUGCUCGACAUUCGCUUCUCGCCUCAACGGAAAUCCUAGCCUGGACGGUGCAGAGAUCAACUACGGGUUCCUCCUCUCGCUUCAGCUGUUGUGCUCCAAUUCUGAUAAUAACUCGACUUUAGCAGAACUCGACCUCGUGACCCCAGCAACGUUCGAUAACCAGUACUAUGUUAACCUUCUCUCAGGAGAGGGCCUGCUGUCCUCUGAUCAGGUCCUAGUGACCGGGGACGACGGAAUACGGAGAACCGUUGAAUCGUACGUGGAAGACCCUAUGACCUUCUUCGAGGACUUUGCAAGGUCUAUGCUGAGGAUGGGCAGGCUGGGGCCGCUGACAGGGAGUGAUGGCGAAAUUCGGACCAAUUGUAGGACUGUCAACUAAGAGUUCAGUUAACUCAGUAUCAGUAAGAAAACA
This is a messenger RNA of Punica granatum (pomegranate), 1723 nucleotides long. NCBI's taxonomy places the organism in Eukaryota, Viridiplantae, Streptophyta, Magnoliopsida, Myrtales, Lythraceae. The record is from RefSeq and is a predicted model, not a curated record.